Messenger RNA from Aspergillus lentulus, 1524 nucleotides. RefSeq lists its product as uncharacterized. The record is from RefSeq and is a predicted model, not a curated record. Lineage: Eukaryota; Fungi; Ascomycota; Eurotiomycetes; Eurotiales; Aspergillaceae.
AUGCCUUACAAUACUCGCCGCAAGUCGUUGUCUCUCCCUUCGCUGGGUAUUCAUCUUCCCAAUUCAUCUCGUCGGUCCCCUUCUGCGUCGAAACAGCCGCACGCGACCGACGAUCAAUUGCCGCCAUCUAAAAAAGUAAAGAGGUCGCACGACUCGGUAUCAUCAUCACCAGAGCCUUCGCCAUCCUCGAAUUCUUCCACAGAUGCAAAGGACCAGCAAACAAUACGGCCGAACGGAAGGCGCGGAAUUUAUGAGCAUACGCCACCUCCGUCCCCUACGGACGGAACCGCUGCGCCCAAGAUCGACACAGAAGGUAUCAACGAUGACAUCGUCGUGGGCGUGAUUGAGCAACUAGAGAAGACCGGGAAUCGCCCUCACCUUGUUAAAGAGCUCGCAGCCAUUCUCGUUACCCUCAACGAGAAUGUCGCAAACUCCGCCAAUCCCGCUGCUCUCCUGUCUUCGCGACUAGGCACCUAUAUGAAGCGCCCUUGGACUGCCCUGGCGCCGUGCCCUAUUGCAAAGGAAUUAAUUCCUAUACAUCCGCGCAAAGUGUAUUACUACCUCACGACAUUGCCGCGUCGGCCUAUUCCCGAGAACUCGGAUGAUGUGAUCAUUCCAGGUGUGGAUGGGAAAGACUUCACGCCCAGCGUUUCCAACGCUGACCUGGAUGAUGAGGAGAUGUUGGCACGGGAACGAUCGCUUAGUCCCGAGGUCGACCUGUCCUCUCCUGAUUUUGAGGAAGAGAAUAUCGAUCGUAGUGCAGGACGCCCUGGCCACAGUUUCAGCGAACAUCACAGCCAUGCGCGCCUCAUGCAUUCAAAUCGCGCCGCAUCCCCGCCGCUGGAGGGCGAUGAGAAGGAGUUCACGCAGACUGCCAGUGCUGUUCGCGAGCGGGCCUCGGAGCAGAAAGCAGCCACGGAGAAGUCCUCUGCUCUCUCGGAUGCCCUCAGCGAGUUGGAAAACGGAGUCAUGAGCAUUUCGGAGACCUCAGUCGAAAACAGUCCUCUUUCCUCUAUCAACGAGGAGCGCCUGCCGGAUCACGAGGACAGCGAUUACUUCUCACAUGGAAACUACCAGGUCCAACAGCGGUUCCAGCAGCAGCUGGAGCUGGAUCAACUUGAUACCGAUGAUGUGGCUGCGUCGGCCCUCUUCGGUACCUCGCCUUCCCCGUCGCUCGCGUCGGUCGCAUCGUCGCUCUCGUCAGGGACGAGUGCCGCGUCCGAUGACGGUCUUGAAGUUGAGGACCGUGCGACUGUCCUCGCGAGUGCUCCCCAGAUCAGCCUUCCCGAAGAUCCUAGUGUUCGCUCGGUCUCGACCCUGAAGCGAUCUAUUGACAUGUUAAAUAGUGAGCUUCCAGAUAUUGAGAUGAAGAUGUCGGAGCUAGCUGAGCAGGAAGACAAAUUGGUGCUGCCUGGGAGAAUCCAGGAUAUGGAUAUGGACAUGGUCUUUGAUUCGUGGCGAGAGCUGCAGAAUCCGGAGACUGUAGAAGUCGACGAGCUCGACGAGAUGUUCGGUGAGAUCUGA